GUGUGUCCGCGGCAGUACAUCCUAAAACAAUGGCGGCUGGCGGCAGUGAUCCUCGGGCUGGAGACGUUGAAGAAGAUGCCUCUCAACUCAUCUUUCCGAAAGAGUUUGAAACAGCGGAGACACUCCUGAACUCUGAAGUUCACAUGCUUCUGGAGCAUCGAAAGCAGCAGAAUGAGAGCGCAGAAGAUGAGCAGGAGCUUUCCGAGGUUUUCAUGAAAACCCUGAACUAUACAGCCCGUUUCAGUCGUUUCAAAAAUAGAGAGACCAUUGCCAGUGUUCGUAGCUUGCUUCUCCAGAAAAAGCUACAUAAGUUUGAGUUGGCCUGUUUAGCUAAUCUUUGCCCAGAGACUGCUGAGGAGUCCAAAGCUCUGAUUCCAAGUCUGGAAGGGCGUUUUGAAGAUGAGGAACUGCAGCAGAUUCUCGAUGAUAUCCAGACCAAGCGCAGCUUCCAAUACUGAUGUUCACACCCUGCUCCUGAGAUUGCUCAGAACGCCACCACAUCCCAGCCUGGUCAGCCUCACACAGGAGUGCUGAAGGAGAAGACACUUGGGUCACUUUGCUUUAUUGAGAUAUAAUGUCCCUCUGUGGUCCUCAGACUCAUGAUACGCCUCCUGCCUCACUCAGCCAAGUGCUGGGAUUACAGGCGUGAGCCAACACUCAACAGCUUGGCUUUUUGGAGAGAAAAGGCUGGCUUGGUGAUGGUUUUGGUUGCUGUUUCCACAGUGACUAUUGGACCAUAGUUACUGUGUUUUCUUGGUGCAACCUUGCAAGGGCUGCAGUCUGGAACCUGUGAGGUAGAAUGAUGUGUUGACCAUCUCUUACCUUGGUUUUGGAGCCCAUGUUGUUCUUUGUUCUUGUCAUUUCAAUUUUUGAUGUAAAUAUAGUUUGUAGUUUUUUAAAUUAAACUGUUUUACAAAAUCUUG
Molecule: messenger RNA, 923 nt
Organism: Microtus oregoni (creeping vole)
Lineage: Eukaryota; Metazoa; Chordata; Mammalia; Rodentia; Cricetidae
Gene: Polr2d
Product: RNA polymerase II subunit D
Exons: 4
Coding region: 30-458 (142 amino acids)
Biological process (GO): positive regulation of translational initiation; mRNA export from nucleus in response to heat stress; nuclear-transcribed mRNA catabolic process, deadenylation-dependent decay
Cellular component (GO): P-body; RNA polymerase II, core complex
Molecular function (GO): translation initiation factor binding; nucleotide binding
Source: RefSeq, a predicted model, not a curated record